Messenger RNA from Patiria miniata (bat star), 723 nucleotides. Its product is annotated as lactadherin-like. The transcript has 5 exons. Lineage: Eukaryota; Metazoa; Echinodermata; Asteroidea; Valvatida; Asterinidae. The record is from RefSeq and is a predicted model, not a curated record. Bases 1 to 723 code for a protein of 240 amino acids.
AUGAACAAAGUGACAGGAAACAGGUACGCUUACGCAAAGCAGUACAAAAGCACCGUCAAAUUUCAAGUGAUUCGGUCAAGCCAACGCGCCUCUUACAUAAAAUGUGCGGCCGCCUGCCUUAAUGAAGAAAACUGCAGAUACUUCAGCUAUACCAGAGACACCAGACAGUGUGAACUGAGCGAUGAAUCAAUCGUUUCAAUCAACGAAGAGAACUUGACAUACCACAGGAGAAGCGGUGACUCCUUUUGCUCUCUGGAAGGACCUCUUGGGAUGGAAGAUGGAUGCAUCCCUGAUGAAAGCAUCACAGCUUCGUCUUUUUAUGGAAACCUCGGCUCUCACGCCCCAGUCAGGGCUAGACUCAAUACUGAAGGAUAUGCCGCAGCCUGGUGCAAUGAUGCCACAUCUGACAAUAUUAGUCCAUGGAUACAGGUUGACUUCAAUAGAAAAGUCACAGUCACUAGUCUGAUCUCGCAGGGGCGUGGCGAGUACUACUAUUACCAAAGGGUGACGAAGUAUCAAGUAACGUACAGCAACGACGGUCAGUCCUGGGACCACGUGACUGAUGCAUUAGGUACACCAAUGAAGUUCCCCGGCAACAAGGACGCUAACACCCCGGUAGCUUCUACUUUGCCAUUCGCCUUGCGCACCAGAAUCCUGCGCAUUAAUCCAACUGAAUGGAACAACCACUGCUGCAUGAGGUUUGAAGUGAUUGGUUGCUUUUAG